CAGCUGAAUUUUUGGGUCAAUUAUUCUCAGUAGAAUGGAAACUGUAAACUACUGUAGUACACACUGGAAUUUUAUUUCAAACCUAAAUGCUUUCUUAUUACCUACAUAACUAUGGCAAUCUUCUUUUGAGAGGGGAACAGAGUACAGAUGAUGAAAUACAGUAUGUGUGGAUGGGAGGGUAAGCGUGGAUCAGCAGGGCUGAUCCAUUAUGUUUCCCCACAAGAUUCUAAAGAAAGGAUAGACCCGCAUGGGACUGGAAAACUAGUAUAUAGAGACCAAGACUGAUAUGUUUUUGGAGUGUCCAGAAGCAAAAGAGGACAUUUGAUGACCAAUUCUAAGACAAUGCACAUCUAUGAAUCAGUGUUACCAAAAGUAAUAUAUGCAAAAUUGUUUGGUUGCUGUUGCAUAGUUUGGAGUACAAAUUUUUUGUCUGUGUUUUUAUUUGAGAAAACAUCUUUCCCCUGAAAUGAUUCAGAGAACUGUUAGACUGAUAGAAAGACUUAAUAGAUGAGCAAUGUAAAAAUGUGUUUUUGUUUCCCUAGACAACUGAAUUAUCUUGCAAAAUGUAUUGUGCAAUGAGCAUUACUCUAGGUGAGUAAAUUAUUGGAAGCAACAAUUUUAUUUCUGUAACAGUUUUGGCAAAUAUACUGUAAUUAAAUUAUAUCAUUUGGAAUGUAAUAUUAUCUGAUAAUAAUGACUGAUUCUCUGAAGGAAUUGGGCAACUUGUAAGGUAUAUUAACCUAUUAGCAAUAGUACAAAAUUCAUAGAAAUAUAAAGAUUAACAGAAAUGUCAUUCGAUCUCAUUACAAUUUAUUCAUAAAAUAAUCUUAUAUCAAUUUUUAUCCAUCCCAGGCUGUUCAUAACUUUACAUAUGAGGUGGCAGAUCUGAAUUCUUAAAAAUCUUAAGACAAUGUUGGAUCCUGUACAAAAUAUUUCAUUUACAACUUUUACACUUACUGGUUUUCAUGAUUUGGGAGAAUGGCAGCCCAUUCUAUCCAUUCCUUAUCUUCUUAUGUUUUUAUUGUCUUCGACUUCAAACCUUACCCUCAUAUAUUUAAUUAUAACUCAGAGGGCUCUUCAUUCUCCUAUGUGUAUACUAAUUGGUCUUAUGGCAGUUGUGGACCUGUCUAUGCCAAUAUUUUGUGUGCCAAAUAUGCUGCUAAGUUUCUUAUUUAACUGGAAAGGAAUUUCACUUGUGGGGUGUUUGGUGCAAAUGUUUUGCAUACAUUGUGUUGGUACAUUUCAAUCUACUAUACUGCUUUGGAUGGCUCUGGAUCGUUUUUUUGCUAUAUGUAGACCUCUUUAUUACCACAAAUACAUGGGAAUGCCCAAUUUUCUAAAGUUCAUUAUUUUUCCAGUUAUCAGAAAUGUGUUCUUAAUUACCACAAUUGUUUCCUGGGCUGGAAAAUUAACUUUUUGUGAAACAAAUGAAAUAGAUCAUUGUGUUUGUGAACACAUGGCAUUGGUUCAGCUGGCAUGUGGAGAUAUUUCCAUUAACAAUGCUUUGGGGCUUUUGACUGUUUUUCUUACAAUAACUGCUGAUUUUAUUUUCAUUACAAUAUCGUAUAUAGUAAUACUUUUUUCUAUUCUGAGAUCUGGUAAGGCCUGCUUAAAGGCUGUUAACACCUGCAUUACUCAUAUAAUUGUCAUGACAGUGAGUCUGACUUUUGCUUUAAUUGCCUUUAUGUCAUACAGAAUAAGAAACAACUUCUCUCCGUCCAGCCGUGUCUUCCUGAGUACAAUGUACUUGUUUAUUCCAAGCUGUUUUAAUCCAAUAAUUUAUGGAGUAAGAACCAAAGAAAUAAGGGAACAGUUUCUGAAACUCGUGAAAUAUGUUAAAGUCUUUCCAAAGUAA
Ictalurus furcatus (blue catfish) is the source of this 1855-nucleotide messenger RNA. Its product is annotated as olfactory receptor 52K1-like. The transcript has a single exon. Lineage: Eukaryota; Metazoa; Chordata; Actinopteri; Siluriformes; Ictaluridae. Bases 911 to 1855 code for a protein of 314 amino acids. Gene Ontology annotation, biological process: G protein-coupled receptor signaling pathway. Gene Ontology annotation, molecular function: G protein-coupled receptor activity; olfactory receptor activity. The record is from RefSeq and is a predicted model, not a curated record. Gene Ontology annotation, cellular component: membrane.